GCAGGCCCCUCCUCCACAGAGCUGAGCCGAGGAGCCGAGUGGUGCUGGCAGGAGCCUGAGCUCCACGAUAAACUCUGGCAUCAGCUCCUCUUCAUCCGGUAGUCAGCGAGGACACAGCGAGGGUGCAGGGGCAAGAGAGACAGGGACAGAGAAAGAGCGACAGAGACGGAGGGAGCUGGAGAGAGAAAGAGAAAGAGAGAGAGAGAGUAGGGAGCCAGAGAGAGAAAGAACAGAAACAGACACACGGUAACAGGCCAAAAACACUGAGAGGGAGAGGAUGUCACAAGAAUAACACGCUGCUUCUUCUUUUUUUUAAUUUUCCCCUCAACAUGCAGCCUCCAGAUGGGAUGACGGGUGGCAGCGCUUUUACGGCAGCGCGAUUGUCUGAGUGACGGCAGCGGCCGCAUCACAAUCCGAAGUAGGAGUUCUCCUCGCCUCCCCGGCUCUUAGUCAUCUUUUGCCUCUUCUCUCUCUCUCUCUCUCCUUUUUUCCAGAGUGCUAUCAGGGCCAUUCAUCGUUCCCAUCUCAUGCCCCCUGCCUCCUCCUCCUCCUCCUCUUCUUCCUCCUCCACAGCUCCAUCCUCCAGUUGUACUCCUCCUCUGAUGAGCCACAACCUCAGAGUGAAAUAACCCUGCUGAUAGAAGCGUCUCUCUCUGUCAAGACAGUAAGUAGUGGGAGGAAGGGUGUGGGGGGGUAGGAACUCUGGUGUGUGAGCGAGAGAGAGAGAGAGACAGAGAGAGAGAGCAAGAGAGUCAGAGGGCGUGUGUGUGUGAGUACCAGAGAGAAUGUGUGGGUUUUGUGUGAGAGACAGUGAGAGGAAGAGGGAACAGCAAGACGGUGAGAAGUGUGGCUGUGUGCGACAGAAGGACCUCAGAAGAACCGGCUGCUUUGUGCGCAGUUUGAGUAACCGUGCUGUGUCUGGACAGUGAGCUUUAGGCAUAGCAACAGCAUAGUGAUGUACAGAGAAGGUGCCAUGUGCAGUUGGGCAGCGCACCCCAUGGCCGUGGCAGCGCCCUGCAUUUGGCGAGAGUCUCUCCCCACUGUUCGUUCGCUGGGGCUCCGUCGGGAAGCUUUCAUGGGAUUUAUCCUGUGCUGCCGGAUGGCACAGAGAUCCCUUCCCCUCUGAAGAGACUCCGUGGAGAAAACUAAGUACAUGGAUAAGAAGUAAAAUAAUUACCCAAUCACAGCACAAGCAGGCAGACUGGGUUCCCUUAGCAACAACUGAAGGAGACAAGAAUCCUUUUUUUUUUUUUCUUUCUCUCUUUCUGCUCCCUUGGUUUUUGGGCACACCCCUGUGGACCGCUGUGGGUCAGUGUUUUGGAAGAGGAGUUGGAGAGCGAUGUUGCAUAAGACGAUGUGCCACCCGGAUUCCAGGGGAUGGUACUCAUUUGCUUUCCGGCCCCCCUGGUCAUAUGUCUCACUGGAACCAUGAUCGUUUGUAAUCCCUCCACAAAUUGUCAUCCCAAGUCACGUACUGCCGGCUUAGAAAUCAAUUCAUUCUGAUCCCACAUCACCUGGAAUGAGCUCCGCAUUUAGGAAGGGGGGGUAGAGAGAUUGGAUGCUGCUUAGAAAAAAAAAAACAGUCCUUCACCUCAGAUCUCUUAUGGACAAAAAAAAAAGAGGUUAGACCACCAUCUGUGAAGACAUUGGAUGUGAGACAAAGUUCAUUUUGAUUUCUAAGGAGAAUCGUAUUUAUUUAUUUUUCCUGGGGGUAAGAGGAAUAUUCCCCUUUUUCCAAAAAGAAUCCAUCAUUUAUCUCUUUAUAGACAGCAGCUCUCACUGGGGGACUAUAUUUAGAAGCCAAAUCUUGUCCCCUCUGGCUAGCUGGGAGAAUAGAAAAAAGAUCAUUGUGAAAACUGAGCCACUGCUGGGAUUUUCUUUUCUUUUUUUUCUUACCGAGGCUACCCUGUAUGAAACUUACCGUUGAAAAGGAUUGACGUGAACCUCUCCGCUGUUUUUACUUUUCUAUGUUGGUCUGCGGUGAUGUCACCAGGUGAACGGGAUUGUGCAGGAAAGGAAAAGUUGUCUCCCCUUAUAGACGGGUGUUUUCAAAAAUAGCACCUACCUGGGAACAAUUUCAAAUAUACACACUUGACAGAUGAGAUGAGUUGGCUCAACGUGGUUAUGUAAGAGUUCCACACCAGCUUCAGCCCAUGUGUUUUUCCCCCCCUCUCUCUCCUUUUUCAAUGGAUUUACUCCUUUCAACUCUUCCCAUGCUGACUUUCUCUUCGUCUGGGGAAGUGUCUGCCAGAAGGCAUGGAUUUCAGAGCGUGACCCUGUGCCAAGUGUGCAGGCGAGGCAAGGCGUUUCGGCUGCCCAGGUGCUUUUAAGAUGUUGAGGUCUCCCUGCGUGGCCGGGGCCCCUGUUCGGAUCAGUAGCACUGAGGCUCCUUGUAGCCAAAGACAUGGACCCCGACUCGGCUCCCCCACGCCCUCAGCCUGUUGGCCACUGGCCCCACGUUGCUUUGUAAAGGAUGUCCCUCAGCAGAGCUCCGGCCCGGGACAACUCUGAGACCCCCAGCCCGAGAGAACGCAUCCGCAGCCACAUGAAGAUGGUGAUCGACCAGCUGGAAGGCAUUCUCAAGGAGCUCAAGGAUGUGGCCAAGGAACUCCGGGAGGUGGUGGGUCAAAUCGACAAAUUAACGUCUGACUUCGACUUUGACCAGGAGCCGGAUGAUUGGACCGUGGCCACAGCCAGCAGCACAUCCAGCAGUGAGCGGGGUUUGGGAGAGGCCUUCAGGCUGGACUUUCUCAACGCUGAUGUGCUCUCCGACAGCUGGGAGUUCUGCAGUUACCUGGAGGCCGCCGGCGCAGCCGCCCGCAGAUCCAGCGAUCUACGACAGGACCUGGGUCAAGGAACUAUCCCGACCCAGACACAGACCCCCACCCCGCCCCCCACCACUGCCUCGGUCUACUCCCAGAUGAAUGGCGGGCUUCCGAUCCCCAACGGGCCACGCAUCAUUACUCCGGACUCCUCCAGCGAGGAGGCCAGCAGCUCCACGCACAGCCAAAAGACCUCGCGCACCUCUGGCACGCGGGAAAGGGUCCGCUUCAGCGACAAGAUUCUUUACCACGCGUUGUGCUGCGACGACGAUGAAGAGGAGGAGCAGGAGGAGCUACGGGAGGACAAGAGCGGCUGUGCCACACCAGACAGCGACACAGAGCCGGGUCUCCUGGGCAGCUCCGUCGCUCCCAAGCGUUCUUCCUCUGAGCACUCGCUCCUAUACAACUGUCUGGACCCUUCCUAUGGCUCCUCGCCGGUGACGGCGAUGACGGGAGCCCACACGCUACCCAGGAAAGGUCUCUUAAAUCCCGGCUGCCGCAAAAAACUGUUAAGAAAUAGCAGCACACAAACUGUCUCUGACAAGAGCACUCAAACUGUACUGCCCUAUAUUCCAACCAAACAGAAAGCAAAGGACCACUGAGGAAGCAGGCGAAUCUCAUGAAGAGAACUGUGCAUUAUUUAAUAUUAAAUACAUAGCUCAUAGAUUAAUACACAAAUAAAUAAAUUACUAAAUAAAUAAAUGAUAUAUGGGAAAUCACUUGACUACCCAAACUCAUUCUGUGGCUCAGGGAACACACAAAAGGAAAUCAUAUAAAAUACAAUGUAAAGUCUGAAGAAGUCUAUCCAUACUCAGGUUAAAACUACAAUGAAGGGACCUACAGUGGGGGAAAUUAUUAUAUUUUAUCUAUUGCUGAAUUUUGUUUUUAAUUUAGUGAAAUGCAAAUUUGAUCCUGAAGCAAAAGGUGACUUAAUGCUUGGUGGUGAUUCGUAAAUAGCACUCCGUAGCUGGUGACCAGACUCACAGACAUUUCAGGAGGGUUUGUUUUUUUUUAAAUCAACGCUACUGAAAAUAAAAGUGUUGAAACUUUUAUUUCGACAACUCAAAGUGUCUGCUCCUUCAAAAGUCCACACCGUCAUUUCUAAAGGGAUUAUGAUCUAAACCCUGGUUGGUUGGAUCUUAAAUUUCUCUGUAGAACUUUAAUGUGUUGCUUCUCGUGCUGCAUUCAAUUUACCUGGGAAGUGGGAACUCUGAGCUGGGUUUGAAGUCAGACCCAAAGUAGCAGCGCUCUGGUUGAGAAGUCGGAAUUUCAACAUGGGCACAAACUUUACUUUAUUUGCUUUAAUUUCCCUAAGCAAACAUCACUUUCAGUUUUUCAGGUUAGAGUUCCAGGUGUUACAUGUAGCAUUGGUUUUAGACACACUUUUGCAUGUGUGUCUUGUAAAAUAAACCUGUUUCCUCUCCAACUUCCAACUCCAGUUGAUGUGAGCAGCGGCCAUAUUGAAACACAAAGUCCGCCUCACAAGUCAUAACUGAGGAAAGUCUAAAUUGCUCCCAUGUUUCCCGGUGGGAAAUCCAACUUCGGAGGGCAUUCCCGUUAAUCUCUCUAUAUUAUCCCCGUUCCGAGUAAAACUGGAACGCACCAUUAAGCCCCUCCCAUGUUUCCUUCACUUUAUGGUCUGGGUCACUGUCAUGCUGUAAGAAAGGUCCCUAAUUGAUCUUCAAUGUUUUAUGCCCCAUAGUGUGAGAUAUUGCAUGGAGCUCUAAAGUUUUAUUUUAUUGCAAAAUAAAACCCACUUUUAUUUUUGCAUCUCUUUUGUUUUAAAGUUGUUGGACCAGCAGUGUCCUCUUUUUUUCACCAAGCUUCUUGGGGGAAAUCCACAAGACGUCGUUUGACUGCUCUUUGCUCUUGCCCAAGACGGUGGAGAGGAUUCAAUGGAAGUGGUGGAUUGUAUGGAGUAUUUGAUGUAGUUUUAACACAGAACGAGUCCAAAGCAUUCAUUUCUUGGUAAGGAGAUAAACUGACAAAUUCAGCAGAAGAUCAAAUAAUUAUUUACCCCACUGCAUUUAACUGAAUUGUUUUAAACAGACAGAGAGAGACAGAUCUCAAAACUCUUUCCCCCUCGUCACACAAUUGAAGGAGUCACAAGGAGAGGGAAAACAGCAAAGGUUUGUCUGUCAUGUGUAAACAAAACGCCACUCAUUCUGUACCCUAAAUCUGUAUAAACAUUGGCUUUUUUUCAUGUUCUGGUAAUUUCAAAUGUCAGGAGGAUUAUUGCUUCCAGGAGGGAAAUGUCUCCAGAUUCAUGUGUCAAGGCGCUUCCUCCUCUCUUUGAUGUCAACAAACGACUCUGAGCGUAGAGUCAGAAAAACAACACCAUUUACCUUCGGUUUCAUAAACCAUCUCAUUGUGAUCGCUCCUUGGUCUGCCGCGGAGCCUGAAACGUAUGACUGACAGGCAGCAAAACAGAUACACAGGCACUUCGGAAGUAGCGCUCCACAAAAGUGACAUUUCAAUUUUUGUCCUUCGAUGUGCCUGCUAGCGGCAACACUCGAUGUAGAA
Molecule: messenger RNA, 5345 nt
Organism: Gambusia affinis (western mosquitofish)
Lineage: Eukaryota; Metazoa; Chordata; Actinopteri; Cyprinodontiformes; Poeciliidae
Gene: insyn1
Product: inhibitory synaptic factor 1
Exons: 3
Coding region: 2474-3424 (316 amino acids)
Biological process (GO): inhibitory postsynaptic potential
Cellular component (GO): postsynaptic density
Source: RefSeq, a predicted model, not a curated record